AUGGAAGCAGCCACAGCUCUGGAGGCGGCCUCGGGAUCCACACUGAAGGUGAAAGAAAUGAGCCCAGCCGAUGCUGAAGGACCCCCGGCUUUAUCUCAACAAGAGUCCGGCUGCCCCAUUCCCCAGCUCCUGUCCCUUACAGACGAGCACCCCAAGAUCUGGCUACCUCGGACCUUGAGGCAGACCUAUAUCCAGAAGGUCGGAGACACUGUGAACCUACUAAUCCCAUUCCAGGGCAAACCCAAACCUCGAGCCACCUGGACACAUGAUGGCUGUGUCUUGGAUGCCAGCCGUGUGAGUGUGCGGAAUGGGGAGCAGGACUCCAUCCUCUUCAACCGAGAAGCCCAACGCGACUCGGGUCGCUACCAGCUCAGUGUGCAACUGGGAGAGCUGGAGACCACUGCCACCACUGACAUCCUGGUGAUCGAGAGGCCAGGCCCUCCUCAGACUAUCAAGUUGGUAGAUGUUUGGGGCUCCAGUGCUACUCUGGAGUGGACACCUUCCCAAGACACAGGCAACACAGCACUCCUGGGAUACACCGUGCACCGUGCUGACACAAAAUCUGGGCUGUGGUUCCCAGUGCUGGAGCGUUAUCAAGGCACCAGCUUCACGGUCUCCAAGCUUAUCAUGGGCAACUCCUAUGCCUUUUGAGUCUUUGCUGAGAACCAGCAUGGGCUCAGUGAGACCGCCCCCAUCACUGCUGACCUUGUGCACAUCCAGAAAGCAGAGACUGCUUGCAAGACCGAGGGGUUUGCGCAGCGAGAUUUCUCUGAAGCCCCAAAGUUCACCCAGGCUUUGGCAGACCGCACGACGGUCAGCGCCUAUGACACGCAGCUCUUCUGCUGUGUCUGCGCCUCUCCCAAGCCAAAGAUCAUCUGGCUGAAGAACAAGAUGGAUAUCCAAGGCAACCCCAAGUACAGAGCUCUCAGUCACCUGGGAAUCUGCUCUUUAGAAAUCCGCAAGCCUGGUCCCUUUGACGGGGGCAUCUACACCAGGAAGGCGGUUAACCCCCUGGGGGAGGCGUCUGUGGACUGCCGGGUGGAUGUGAAAGCUACUCAUUGA
This is a messenger RNA of Zalophus californianus (California sea lion), 1062 nucleotides long. It is a transcript of the gene MYBPHL, whose product is annotated as myosin binding protein H like. Lineage: Eukaryota; Metazoa; Chordata; Mammalia; Carnivora; Otariidae. The record is from RefSeq and is a predicted model, not a curated record. Gene Ontology annotation, molecular function: protein binding.